AUGGUAUUCUCACUGCCGGUCAAACAGACUCACAAGACCGAUCUACUGAUGGCUAAAGGUGUCUUGGCCACGGUGCUGACCGUGCACGGUUGCUUCUGUCACUACCUGCACAAGGUGGCAAGGAGGAAACCGUCUCCGUCGUGGCACGAGUGCGGUGCAGCGGAUGACACCACGCAGCACACCCUAGAGGUGUGCAGCCGGUGGGUGGCAGAUAAGCAGCGUCGUACUCUGACGGGGACAAUAGGGCAGGACCUUUCGCUGAAGGGCGUGGUUGUCACCAUGCUCGAUAGCGAGGAGUCCUGUGAGGCGGUGGUCUCCUUUUGCGAAGAGAUUAUGCCGCAAAAGGAGGCUGCGGAGCGGGUGCGCGAGGUCGCGGCGGACGCACACCCGCUUCGGCGCAGACGUACGAGGAGAAGGCGAAGGCAACUGCUUUCUCUCGCUACUCGCCUGAUUCCCUAG
This is a messenger RNA of Hyposmocoma kahamanoa, 459 nucleotides long. RefSeq lists its product as uncharacterized. The transcript is spliced from 2 exons. The coding region runs from base 1 to 459 and encodes 152 amino acids. Lineage: Eukaryota; Metazoa; Arthropoda; Insecta; Lepidoptera; Cosmopterigidae. The record is from RefSeq and is a predicted model, not a curated record.